Motacilla alba alba is the source of this 2356-nucleotide messenger RNA. RefSeq names its product small nuclear RNA activating complex polypeptide 1 (gene SNAPC1). The transcript is spliced from 10 exons. Gene Ontology annotation, molecular function: sequence-specific DNA binding. Gene Ontology annotation, biological process: snRNA transcription by RNA polymerase II; snRNA transcription by RNA polymerase III. The record is from RefSeq and is a predicted model, not a curated record. NCBI's taxonomy places the organism in Eukaryota, Metazoa, Chordata, Aves, Passeriformes, Motacillidae. Bases 38 to 1117 code for a protein of 359 amino acids. Gene Ontology annotation, cellular component: snRNA-activating protein complex.
GGGAGCGCAUGCGCGGAGCGGCCGCGGGGCCGGCGGGAUGAGCGCCGUGCCGGGGCUGAGGGAGGACUGCGAGGAGCUGCUGGGCGCCUUCCAGCAGGCGGACACCGUCCGCUUCGAGCGCUUCGCCGAGCUGUGGCGGGAGCGCCGCUUCCACACCAUCUUCUAUGGUAGAAUAAGAGCUUUGGAGAGGAAUAAGCUCGCAAAGAAGACUCUAGAGCUGGCCCAGCAGUACUUCUUUCCUCCCUACUCCUUCCAGAUCCGAGUUGGUGCUCUGUACCUUCUGUAUGGGCUCUAUAAUGCCCAGCUUUGUCAGCCAAAACAAAAGAUCAGAAUUGCACUCAAGGAUUGGCCUGAAAUCCAGAAGUUUCAGCAGGAUCUGCUUGACUCCCAGCACUAUGAUGCAGCCUACAUCUUCAUGAGACUGCGACUUGCCAGAGCCUUCCAUUUCACAGCAAUGCCAAAGCUACUGACCUACAGAACUAAGAAGAAGAUUGAGGAAAAUUAUUUUAAAGAAGAAUUUAAGGACCCGAGUAACAGAGUAAACAGCCUCAUCACUAAUGAUGUAUUGGAGGAACUGAUGAAUAUUCACGACCACUAUCAGAAAAUGAAGUGUGUCAUUUCAGCUGACAAAUCCCAGCCAGACAAGGCCCUGAGCUUGAUAAAAGAUGACUUUGUGGUUAGUCUCAAAGACAUAACCUUGGAACAUCAGGAAUGGCAGCAGAACAGAAUGAAAUUACUCCGAAAUGCUAAAGUAACUCCUGAAGCAGAAAACAAAAAGAAAGAGGAGACUUUGCUAGAAUCAGAGGGUUCUGAAAGAGCAAAUGCCCUGGCCAGAAUCAAAUACAAGUCUUAUUCUGCAGUUGUUGAGGUUUCCAGAUCCAGGAGACAUCGGCAAGUGCAGUUGGAAUCCUCUGAAUCGGGGUCCAGUUGUGGGAAGUCUCCAAGUCGAAGUAAAAAAGCCAGCAGGACACCACAGCCAGCAAGGAGAGGUUCUUCAAAAGUUAGAGGUGAAAUGCAAGUGGCAGAGGAAACUGUAACUCGGCAUAUCGGGAUGCCAGUAAUCACAGAAGAGGACUCAGAUGAAGGAGAAGUAUCUCUCCCCAAGAGGAGAAGAUGACAUUAGAGGAUCCAGUUGGAGAAGCGCUAAUGUUAAUUUUAAUGACAAAAUGAAAAUGUCAGAGGUAACACCAAGUGCUUGUUUUGGAUACCUUUGAACAUAAAGGAAGUGUCUGGGACCAGAACUGCAGGUGCUGCUGGAAUACUGGUAGUGCCUGGGAUACUUCAGCUGUCUUGUGGUGCCUUUAUUCACCUGGUGAAUGCUUCCUGAGGGAGACUGAAGUUGCUGUGUCCUGGCUGAGCUGGAAAGGGAAGGCUCAGAAGAUAUUUGCCAAUGUGAGACUUGUCUAUAAUCCUUUAUCUCUGAACAUAAGGUUAUUGACUUGAAAAUUAGUACAAUAAAUUAUUUUUCACACUUGACUUGCUCCAUUUUAUGGUGUGUACACUUCACUGCUUAUCAUGGUUUGAUCCCACACAUCUGGAAAUGAGCUUGCUGAUAAGCUUUUUGUUGUGCCCUGUCUCCAGCAGAUCUGGAGUUACUGUGUACUGAAAUUGAAGGAUGUAAGGGGUGUUCAUUAAUUCUGCAGAUAAUCCUAAGCUGUACCAAGGGCAGGACUGGAAUUCAAAAUGAUCUUUAUGAAUUGGAGGGGAGUGGAAGAAGCGAGUGCAGAAAUAAACAUGGAUCUCAGCAUUGAGAACAGGCACAGCAUGGAGAAAUAUUUGCUUGGCAGAAGUGCAGCACAAGAAGCAAACGGCGUGAGAAUCAUCAGCUGGAAUGUUUUCUGUAAACACUAAAACCAAUAGAAUUUGUGUCACUUGGCCUUGGAAGGCUGUAGCCUUAAAUAUCCCCAUCUGACCACAACAGUUUAAGAGGAAUGUGGAGUUAUUCUCCUUGGAAUUUCUCCAGUUGAUCACAUCUGUUCUUUCAAGAAAGGCAAAGGAGUUAAGUGUCCUUUUCUACAGGAAGAAAUGUAAAUUAGAAAUUUGAAAGAUUUAGAAUACAAAAAACACCUAAUUUGAAUUAAUUAGUUUGGUAAUAUGACUGUCAAAGGCCAGAGGAAUUGAAGUGCUCUUACCUAGAAGAAAAAACAUUUAAAUGGAGAUACAAAUGGUUUUACUGUUAAAGGUUUCCGUAUUAAAUGUGUUGGUUGGCAAGGGGGAAUGGGCCAAAAUGCGGUGGGACACUGGAAAAGCUGAUGAUGAAGUGCCAGAGUUGCAUUCAACCUUGUUAAUGACAAAAGAGGACACACUUUGUAAUAAAGCCAAGUAAUUAUAAUAAUAAACCUUACUGCACUGUAAA